AGCAUUUCCUGCAGCUGGGCUGGCGGGAAGGGCGGCUCUCGGCCUCGCUCCUGCACGCGCACGACACGGAGACGCGCGCCACCAUGACGCUGGCCCUGGCCGGGGACACGGUCGCCGCCGGGCAGGACGCCGCCUGCCACCUCCUCCGCUUCCGCCUCAGGGAGCCCCCGAAGGGAGCAAGCAGCAACUGCAGCAACAGCAGCAGCAGCAGCAGCAGCAGUGAGAAGGGCCCGCGAAGGCGCAGGGCCCCCGCCCCCAGCCGGUCGGAGGGCACCCACGACGAGACGCCCCAGGUGCUGGUGGAGACUCUGCACUGCGUCCAGACGGACACCAGCCCCGACGCCCUGCAGAAGGCCGUGUGCUUCAACGAGGACCACACCCUCCUGGCCACCGGUGGCGUGGACGGCUUCUUGCGGGUCUGGGAGUUUCCUAGCAUGAAGAAGGCCUUUGAGGUCCAGGCUCACCAGGGAGAGAUUGAGGACAUCACGCUCAGCCCCGAUAACAAGGUGGUGACCGUGGGGCGUGACUUCCGGUGCUGUGUGUGGAAGCGGGACCAGAUGGUGACGGGGCUGCAUUGGAACGAGAACCUCCCGGGCAUCCCGGACAAGGCGUACCGCUACCAGGCUUGCAGGUUUGGGAAGGUGGAGGACCAAGGCGGGGCUCUGCGGCUCUACACCGUCCAGAUCCCGUACAAGCGGGAGCGGCGGCCCCCUCCUUGCUACAUCACCAAGUGGGACGGGCGGAGCUUCCUCCCCCUGCUGACCCGGCCCUGUGGCAACGAGGUCAUCUCCUGCCUCUCUCUCAGCGACACAGGCACGUUCCUAGGGCUGGGCACCGUCACGGGCUCCGUGGCCAUCUUUAUCGCCUUCUCCUUGCAGAGGCUGUACUACGUACGGGAGGCCCACGGGAUUGUGGUCACGGCCGUGGCUUUCCUGCCAGAAACUCCAGAGCUGCUCAGGGACAAUGAGGCCGCCCUGCUGAGCGUGGCCGUGGACAGCCGCUGCCGCCUGCACCGCAUCCCCUGCCGGCGGAGCUUCCCCGUGUGGCUGCUGCUGCUCCUCUGCGCUGGGCUGAUCGUGGCCACCCUCCUGCUGCUGCAGCUGGCCUUCCCUGGCUUCCUGUGACGCCGUUCCUCCUUUCCGGCUGCCGGCAAGGGUCAGGCCUUUGCUCGCCCCCACUCGAGCCCACCGACGGAAGAGGGCAAAGGAUGCCGCUAGGGGACGUGGCCAGGGGGCAGGGCCCCCUCGUAGAGGAAUCCUCGGCUCUGGACGUGGCCGCUUCCCUGGUGUUGCCCUUCACGGAAGGGUGCCUGGGGAGGGGGGGCGAGGGAGUGGAGACGCCCCUCUGCUUUUGUGACUUGUCUGGAAGCAACAUUCCAGCCUCGGUUGCGCGGAGGAGACCAGCCCUCUUGUGGCCCAGCGACGACAGCCUUGGGGCCAGGAUUAAAAGAGGAUGAUGGAGCUGA
Molecule: messenger RNA, 1465 nt
Organism: Pogona vitticeps (central bearded dragon)
Lineage: Eukaryota; Metazoa; Chordata; Lepidosauria; Squamata; Agamidae
Source: RefSeq, a predicted model, not a curated record